Penicillium argentinense is the source of this 414-nucleotide messenger RNA. RefSeq lists its product as uncharacterized. The coding region runs from base 1 to 414 and encodes 137 amino acids. The transcript is spliced from 3 exons. The record is from RefSeq and is a predicted model, not a curated record. NCBI's taxonomy places the organism in Eukaryota, Fungi, Ascomycota, Eurotiomycetes, Eurotiales, Aspergillaceae.
AUGUACCGAGCUCUGAUCAAACACCAGCUCACCAGGCCAUCGGCCUUCCACAUCACCAGAUUAGCGCGGGCCUCUGUCAGCGAGAAGGCCCGUCCAGACACCAAGGGCAACGAAGAAUGCAUGUUAUCUUUUUCCUUAUCUGAAAUUUUCGUCACCACCACAUUCCCUGAUGACUACGAAUCGUCUCCGUUGCAGCCAGACCUCCUAGAGCCGCGUCAAACAGCCGCUGCUGCCAGUGACAAGGGGAACGUCUCUGAUAAUGAGGUCAUGACACAGGGAACAACUGAGCAGCACAAAGCAGAUAUCUACGAUAGUCUCUGGGGCAAGGAAGCACAGGGAAGACCAAAAAAGCAAACAACAGCUCGAGACGAAGCACUCGAGGCUGAGCAUGAGCCCGACAUUGACGAGAUGUAA